AUGAUGCGCGAUAUCCACGACAAUGCUGGGGCAGGCGCAAGCGGCGGGAUGGAGGAAAGCGAGGACGGCGGGAAUGGGGUUGCAGAGGUCGAUAUGGACGAAUGCGGCUCCCUCGCGCUUCCUCCCGACCUGCCCCCCUACUCCGGCGACUACAUCAUCAGCGACUACAUGGAACGCCUCGGCACACGCCUCAAUAUUCUCGAAACAGAACUCAAAUAUGCUUGGCGAGCUCUCGAUCUGCUUAGCCAAGAGUAUGUUCGAAUGUGGGAGCGUCUCGAAAGAUUGGAGACGCUACUCGCUGAUCAACAGGGUGUAAUAUCAACUUUACUGGACUUUUACACAUGCCGUACUGUCAGCGCUAGAGAUCCAAUGACUCGACUAGAAGUGAUUAGAGAAAUAUUAGGAAAUGGGACCGUCGAAGAUGGAAUAGAGGAAGGUAUAGAUAUUGGACGAAACUCAUUGUUAGACCAUCCAGAAGAAAUUAUGGAAUCAAAUGAAGCAUUCUAUAAGAGUUUAAAUCAGGCCUAUCGUGAUGAUUUAGUGUGUGAUGAAACAUCUAGACCACCAUCACAGUUAGAUAUGAUUUGGGAAGCUCCGGAAGAACCAGAUAUAGAAAUGAUGCCAUCAAGCUCUAGACAAAUAUAUAGUUCAUCAGAUUAUAAAGAUUACUGUGGACUAAAAGGUGGACCUGUCAUUAGUGAUCGAGAUUUGGUGCAUUUAUCUGCUUUAAGUACAAUAGAUCAAAUCACAGUAGAUAAAUUACAUGAAUUAGAUAGAUUGACAACCCAAUUACAUAAAGAUUCCAGAGAGUUAAAAGACUUGAAAACCAGACUUCUCAGUCCCGAAACCAAACUAUCAAAACACGACAGGGAUAUAGAAGCAAAGGCAUUAGUCGAAGAUGGGAAUAUAAUAAAUGAACAGCUUAAAAGUGUGUACUCGGGCGGCGACAAUUGGGCUAUCAACGAUAUGAUGAAAAGUUUUGAUGAUUUUAUGCUGACGGCUCCUAAAGAUUCAAUGGUCAGAGAGAAAUCACCAUCAAGAUUGUCACUUACUGAUAAUGUGUCUGAUAGAACGAUGGAUUAUUUGCCUCCAACUCUUUCUCCUCGUCGAAAGUAUGUACCUGAAAGAACAACUACAGAACCAUACACGACUGUAACUGGUCGUUUGGCCUAUAGUUCGGCAGUAGCUAAUGCUGAAAUCAAUGCAGCCAAAGCAUCUAAAUCGCCAAGUGCUCUGUCAAGAGAAAGAUUUGAAUAUAGUACUCCAUAUCCAAUAGCUGACACUUCAAGACAAAAUUAUUUUUCUAGCAAAGGCCUAUCUCAGCCUUUAAACGAGAUUUAUAAAACAGGAUCAGAACAACACUCUCCCUUGUCAAUUCAUGAAAUAUAUAACGGACCUAGUGCUAAUGAAUUAAAUUAUGAAGAAAACAGGUUAAGAAAAUCCCCAAGUCCUCCGCCACCGGCACCACCAAAUGGAGCAAACGGGUUUCCCUCAAUAGAGAACAACAACGAAUUGGUAGCUCAUCAACAAAUGUUAUCGACAGCAGGUGCACAUGAAGCUAUGCGAUUGAGUCCUAGAUCACCAAAAUCACCAAAAACAUCACCGAAACACGUGAAAAGAGACUCGGCUAAUAUUGUAGCCGCAAAAUCAGAUUCAGGAUUAUCAUCUAUGAGUGGCAAAGCUCAAGAUAAACAACCCAAAAAGCCAAAACGAACAUCAUCACUAAAGUCGGCAAUGUCAUCUAUGAGUCACUGGCUUCCAGAUCUACAUUUACCUAAGAAACAUAGAUCGCAUUCCCUUCCUUCUGGCGUGGAUAAUGUAGAACAACCACAGCAAGAAAAAUCAUUAAAGGAGCGCAUUUUGUCUGCUCAGAGAAGAAAAAAGAAAUAUCAUUUGGUGGCUUCGAUGUCUGGUUUGUUGCAAAAAGCUAGAAGGAAACAACAAGCGAGUCAUCAAUCGUUAUCAGAUCCAGAAACGUCUGAAACUGAGUGGUCAGGAGGCAGAUCGAGUGCCCAGUCCGAAGAUAGUGACAGUGUAUUUUCGGAUUCAACACAUGACGGUAGUAUGUUUCCUAAAGUUGCUCCUAAGCCAAAGAGGAAAAUCAACAAUCAAGAAAUUGUAGAACAACAGAUGAUGAUACAAGAACGCAUUCAAGAGCACGGAAGAGAAUAUCAAGAGGAUGAUCCCGAUUGUAUUAUUGAGGAAACAGAAAAGUUGACCGCAGCUACUAAUGUAAUUCCGAGAGAUAAAAGUGAUGAUAUCGAUUUUCAUUUUGCACGUGUCAGUCAAAUGAAGAAAGAGAAUAAUAUACCAAAGCUAGAAAAAUUAGAUAUCGAUACUGAUAUCUCAAAUGUCGACCUAUUUGAAGAAGAUGAAAAAGGAGAUAACCAAUCUCCUGGAUCACUUUUUGCUACUAUUGGAGAUGUGAAAAAGUCAUCUAACGUUACUGAGGAUGGAUUAAGUGAAAGUAAUAAAUCUUACAGCGGAAGCUCACAAGAAUUUGCAGUUUCUAGAGCGUUGGGAAAAUAUCGCUUGCGUAAGUCAACAUCUGUGUCAGAUGAACAUAUUGCCGAUAUUUCACCACCAAAGGUAGAGACUGAACAGCAAGAAGAAACCAAUGAUGAAUUUAUGACGCAGCAAAAAGAAAAGAAAUUACGUAAACCAAGUCCACCUGAGGUAGUUAGCACUGUAACAUUGUCUGCUGAAGAUUCACAUAACUUGCCAGAAAGAAGUCCCUCCAUACAAAGUACUCGUGGCUUACCAAACAAAUUUCAGCCACGGCAUCAACAAAGUUUAGAAAUACCAAAUAAACAUGAUGAUGACGAUAGCAGAAGCACACAUUCUUGGAGAAGUGGUUCCAGAGUAUCGUCAAGACGUCAAAGUACUGAAGACAGUAUUGAUUCUGAAGACGAAUGGUAUUGCUACGAAUUGAGGAAGCUGGAAGAAAUGGAGCAUCAGUCACAAGUAGAAACUGAGCGACAACAAACGUUACCAGAGGAGCCAGAAAUCGAAGAAGAAUAUUCUAGUGAAGUUCUUAAAGAGAAAAUGUCGUUUGUGCUACGCGAACUAAAACUUAAAACGGCAACAACGAAACAAAAAUAUGACGAAUCUCCAACCAAAGAAUCUUGGAAAGAUGUUACAACUUUCCCAGUAAUCGAAGAGACAACAGAUGAAGACAGACAUUCGAGUGAUGAUAAGUCGCUUGAUUAUUCUGGUUCAGGUGAAACUUCUGGACCAGACAGUCCAGUUCAAAGUGGUGAUGAACUGGAUGAUGACUAUGAUAUGCCACAAAUACAACUUCCGUUACCGUUACCUCGAGAAGAACCGCGGCCCCAACAAGACGCUCCUGUUGGCAGCAAAUGGAAACUCCUCAAAGCCCUGAAAGACCGGAAAGCUGAGGAGAAGACUUCAGAGACACCGGCAGCCACGACACCGUCAACUGAAAAGGACAAAGUCAGCGCCGGUAAUGGAUCCGGUGGCUUCAACGAGCAAGGAGGCAGAGGAAAUGGGCACGUCACCGACAAUCCAUUCUACAGUAACAUUGACAGCAUGCCGGACAUUAGGCCUCGAAGAAAAUCCAUUCCACUCGUCUCAGAACUUACAAUGGCCGCUACGAAGAGGAACGCAGGUUUGACAUCAGCUGUACAUCGAGCCACAUUGAACGAUGAAGAACUGAAAAUGCACGUAUACAAGAAGACUUUGCAAGCGCUCAUCUACCCAAUAUCGUCGACCACGCCUCAUAACUUUGUUCUAUGGACGGCAACUUCGCCCACUUAUUGUUACGAGUGUGAAGGCUUACUUUGGGGAAUCGCCAGGCAAGGUGUAAGAUGCACUGAAUGUGGUGUCAAGUGCCACGAAAAGUGCAAGGAUUUGCUCAAUGCCGACUGUCUUCAGAGGGCGGCUGAAAAGUCUUCCAAACAUGGCGCCGAAGACAAAGCCAAUUCCAUCAUCACAGCUAUGAAAGAACGAAUGAAACAACGUGAACGAGACAAACCCGAGAUCUUUGAACUAAUCAGACGCGUGUUCAGCAUCGAUGGGGACCCUCACGCAGCGCACAUGAGCACAGUGAAGCAAUCAGUCCUCGAUGGUACAUCAAAAUGGAGCGCCAAGAUCGCCAUCACAGUUAUUUGUGCUCAAGGCCUCAUCGCGAAGGAUAAGAGUGGAACUUCAGACCCCUACGUUACCGUCCAAGUAAGCAAGGUGAAGAAGAGAACAAGAACUAUGCCUCAGGAAUUGAACCCCGUUUGGAACGAAAAGUUUUACUUCGAAUGCCAUAAUUCAUCAGAUCGUAUCAAAGUGAGAGUAUGGGAUGAAGAUAACGACUUAAAAUCAAAACUACGCCAGAAAUUGACCAGAGAAUCUGACGACUUCUUGGGUCAGACGAUCAUUGAGGUUCGAACAUUGUCGGGCGAGAUGGACGUGUGGUACAACUUGGAGAAACGAACAGACAAAUCUGCGGUCUCCGGAGCCAUCAGACUGCACAUCAACGUGGAGAUCAAGGGCGAGGAGAAGGUGGCACCGUACCAUGUCCAGCAUGACAUUGGCGUUUUUUGCAAGCAAUACGGAAAUCUGCAUAUACAUUUUAGGUGUGGAAACCAGCUUCUAGCGGUGAAUCAUGUUGCAAUGAGUCACCGCGGCCUCGGCCCGGAGCAGGAGAAGGAACGAGGAGGUUUUAAGUCACUAAGAGUCUGA
Messenger RNA from Spodoptera exigua (beet armyworm), 4692 nucleotides. The record is from the annotation of a GenBank genome assembly. Lineage: Eukaryota; Metazoa; Arthropoda; Insecta; Lepidoptera; Noctuidae.